This is a messenger RNA of Loxodonta africana (African savanna elephant), 4625 nucleotides long. It is a transcript of the gene HLF, whose product is annotated as HLF transcription factor, PAR bZIP family member. NCBI's taxonomy places the organism in Eukaryota, Metazoa, Chordata, Mammalia, Proboscidea, Elephantidae. Gene Ontology annotation, cellular component: nucleus. The coding region runs from base 365 to 1255 and encodes 296 amino acids. Gene Ontology annotation, biological process: regulation of transcription by RNA polymerase II. The transcript is spliced from 4 exons. The record is from RefSeq and is a predicted model, not a curated record. Gene Ontology annotation, molecular function: DNA-binding transcription factor activity, RNA polymerase II-specific; RNA polymerase II cis-regulatory region sequence-specific DNA binding.
CGGGGCUGGGGCCCGCACGCUGCCUGCGGCCGCUCUCUCCUGUUGUCUUUCUUUUCCGCAAUUUUCAACAUUUUGCGAGACGAGAGGUUCGAGGCAGGUGGCAGCAUCCUGCACGUCGCCGAGGACCCCGGGGGCACUUGGCGCACUCUCCGGGGACCAUCUGCAACGGGAACCCGAAAGUUUUUGCUUUUUAAAUUUUUAUGCAUACGUAUUUACAAAGAUAAAAGUAAAUUUUUUCUUCUCUUGUUUCCACCGCCUUGAAAGAGACUACUUUUGCCAAAGGACGGAGGAAACAGCUCAGCAACAUUUUGGGGGGGCGGUUGGGUUUUUUAUUUUUUAAAGAAAAAAAAUUGAGUGCAUCGCCAUGGAGAAAAUGUCCCGACCGCUCCCCCUGAACCCCACCUUUAUCCCGCCUCCCUACGGCGUGCUCAGGUCCCUGCUGGAGAACCCGCUGAAGCUCCCCCUUCAUCACGAAGACGCAUUUAGUAAAGAUAAAGACAAGGAGAAGAAGCUGGAUGAUGACAGUAAUAGCCCGACGGUCCCCCAGUCAGCAUUCCUGGGGCCCACCUUAUGGGACAAAACCCUUCCCUAUGACGGAGAUACUUUCCAGUUGGAAUACAUGGACCUGGAGGAGUUUCUGUCAGAAAAUGGCAUUCCCCCUAGCCCGUCGCAGCACGACCACAGCCCUCACCCUCCUGGGCUGCAGCCUGCUUCCUCCGCUGCCCCUCCUGUCAUGGACCUCAGCAGUCGGGCCUCUGCACCUAUUCAUCCUGGCCUCCCGUCCCAGAGCUGCAUGCAGAGCCCUGUCAGACCAGGUCAGCUGUUGCCAGCAAACCGCAAUACACCUAGUCCCAUUGAUCCUGACACCAUCCAGGUCCCGGUGGGUUAUGAGCCAGACCCAGCAGACCUUGCCCUCUCCAGCAUCCCUGGCCAGGAAAUGUUUGAUCCUCGCAAACGCAAGUUCUCGGAGGAAGAACUGAAACCACAGCCCAUGAUUAAGAAAGCUCGCAAAGUCUUCAUCCCUGAUGAUCUGAAGCAGGAUGACAAGUACUGGGCAAGGCGCAGAAAGAAUAACAUGGCGGCCAAGCGCUCCCGAGAUGCCCGGCGGCUGAAGGAGAAUCAGAUCGCCAUCCGGGCCUCGUUCCUGGAGAAGGAGAAUUCAGCCCUCCGCCAGGAGGUGGCUGACCUGCGGAAGGAGCUGGGCAAAUGCAAGAACAUACUUGCCAAAUACGAAGCCAGGCACGGGCCCCUGUAGGAUGGCAUUUUUGUGGGCUGGCUUUUGAAUAGAUGGACAAUUUGUUUCCUGUCUGAUAGCACCACACCCAAACCAACCUUUCUGUCAUCAGCACUUUACCAGAGGCAUAAACACAACUGACUCACAUUUUGGUGUGCAUCUGUGUGUGUGUGUGCACGCGUAUCUGUGCUUAUGUGCGUGGUCAACAGUAAGUGUGCGUGUGUGCGUGUUCCUUUGCACUUGCCAUUUUAAGAAGCCCUCUCAUCUUUUAGUUCCAAAAAAGAAAGGUGCCAUGUUUUUACUGGACUAUGGAGACCUCUCGUGGGUUUUCCUCUCCUCCCUUCUUCUCCACACCUUCCCUGUCAAAAUUAGCUUCAUGUUCGAUCUUAUGUACUCUUCCAAAACCCUCACCUUGGAAUCCUCUAAGAAGGGCCCUGGUAAAAUAGUAGAUCUCAGUUUGCAAGAGUACACGCUUUUGUUGAUGUUUAAUCUGUAAGUUAUCAUGCUAAUGAGAUGCACAAAAUGAGCGCUACGGUGCAGCUCUAUUCAUUGAUAGGUUGCCUUCCUCAUAUUUUCAGUUUUGGUGAUAAUUGUCUUCAAACUUAAAGUGCUGUUUAGAUUCAUUAGGUCCCACAUUUACUUCCUAUCUACUAAGUUUCCUUUUAAUUCCACCAACCCCAGAUAAGAGUACUCUUAUAGAACACAGAGUGUGUUUUGCACUGUCUGUACCUAAAGCAAUAAUCCUAUUGUACGCUGGAGCAUGCUGCCUGAGUAUUACUAGUGGACGUAGGAUAUCUUCCCUACCUAAGAAUUUCACUGUCUUUUAAAAAGCAAACGUUAAAGUCAUGCAUUUGAGCAUGCCCAGAACAUCCCCAGGGCAGAGAAGCAGAGGAGAACACAGGGUCUAAGAAUGAGGGGUUAAUCUACAUGAGCCAAAAAAAAAAAAAAAUGUGUUUUGAAACAGCUUUUGACAUUGAUAUGUUUGGUUUGGUUUUCUCUCCUCUCCCAGUCUUCUCCUCCCCACUCCCAUUUCCACUUGACUUUUUUCAUAUCCCUCUUGAUGUUCAGAACAGUUCAAUUACUCAAGAUUCAGUUUUCCCCCUUUUUUGUAAUAUAUAUAUUUUUGUGAAUUAUACCUGCUGUUUUUUAAAAUCGGUUAAGUUAAUAAGUUGAUGUUUUGUAAGACCCUCUUUCCUAGUGGUGUCAUUUUUGAAUGCCUCUUAAAUUAAUGAUUCUGGAGCUUAUGUUGCUUAUUCUGUGUUUGCUUUUGAACGUAUGUGCUUUUAUCAAGUGGACUUCUGAAAAAUGAAUGUAAAAGACACUGGUGUAUCUCAGAAGGGAUGGUGUUGUCGCAAACUGUGGUGAAUCCAAUCAAGUUCAAUGUUUACUAUAGACCAAAAGGAGAGAUGAUUAAAUUGUUUAAUGUUUUUACAGAGUAAUUAUAGGAAGUUCUUUUUUUGUACAGUAUUUUUCAGAUAUAAAUACUGACAAAUGUAUUUUGAAAGACAUAUAUUAUAUAUAGCAAAGAGAAAAGGAAAACUAUUCCGUGUUUUAAAAUUAUAUAGCAAAGAUAUAUAUUCACCAAUGUUGUACAGAGAAGAAGUGCUUCGGGGUUUUUGAAGUCUUUAAUAUUUUAAGCCUAUGGCUGACAGAUCAGCAUGUUUCCUGCUUUAAAUUAAAAUUGUAUGACAGUACCGGGGUUUGCCGUGAUGAAUCCUGCUCCUAAGCACAUGAGGAGCGUUCUUAUUUCCUAUUUGGUCUCAGAAGUCGGUUCACGCCACCCAAAAGCACAAAAUGGAUUUUAGUCAAAUAUUUAUCGGAUGAUACAGUGUUUUUUUAGGAAAAGCAUCUGCCACAAGAAUGUUCACUUCAAAAUCAUGAGUUUCUGGAAUGGAGCACUGUUGCCAGUGCCCCGAACAAUCCUGUUCUCCUCUGCAGGAGCAUGUAUCUUAUGCAGGACCAGGUUGACAUCGGUGCUAUGUGUAUGGUUUAUAACUUGAGAGAUGUUUUGACUUUCAAGAUGAUGGCUCUUUUGUAUCACUAAGUUGUAUAAUGUCAAGAUUCUGACGUUGCUGCAAAGGAACAUUUUGUGCUAGAUUAAAACGCCCUUUCAUCAAUGGGAUUUUCCCAUUUCCUGCCUCCAGAGUAUCUCAUUCUUGACUGAUCUGGUGGUCUCCUGGUCAGUCCAUCGGCACUGGUUGUCCUAGUGUCAUAGACUUGGGAAACCAGUCUAGUGGGAUGUUCCUCCUAGGUAUCCAUUUUGUCCCAAGUUACAGGUUAUGGCGGAAGAUGAGACAGUACUGGAAUUGGAAUACAACGUUCAGGCCAAUAAUAAAGUAAAUAAAUAGAGCAUUUGAAAAGCUUAAGCAAAACAGUAAAAGAUAUUCAGUGGAAAUAGCAUUGGACUUUUUACAGGUGAAGAGGCUAAGUGCAGCAGAAUUGUGAAAUGGCAGUGGUCAUCAUUGAUAAGUCCAGACAAAUCAAUCUUGGUGUGCAAAUGGAGACACAUUUAGUAGAGAAAUGUUUUAAGUGUGUUGCGCCUUUCAGUGGAGAAGUGUUGAAGGAUUCCGCCCUGGACCAUCCAAAUUCAUCAGAGUAUAAAAUGGUAACUGAAAAAACCAACAGAAAAACCUAUGUUUGAGCACUGGUCUUUUUUGGUAUUAGAUUGUAUCCAGGGAUCACUACAAAUGUUUUCUGCAGAAGAAAUAAAAAAAAUAAUAUAAAAUUUACUCGUGUGUGUGCCAGGAAGGGUUUCAGAAACCUACUUCGUCUUAACAAUUUAAACACUUUGGAGUCUGUACAGGUGCCUUAUAUGUAGGUCAUUUAUACCCCACACACACACGCACACACGUGAACGAUUCACUGCCUGUCUGCCCAGGGCAGCCAACUUGUAAAUGAGCCGGUUUUCCUAGAGUGGGAAGCUAGGGUCUGAAUUGGAGUGACAUGGAUCAACUGGGGUCAAAUGAAUGCAGCUAUUAUGACUCCUGUUGUCAUUUUCCCCCUCUUCAUCAUAAGCAUCUUUCAUAGAUUAAUUCUUGACCAUUAACAACACAAAUUGUACCACGCCAACAUCAUUUAGAUAUGAUUUGAAAUAAGGGGCAUAGGACUUUCUGGUAAGGUUACAUCCUUGUGUAUUUUGACUAAACUUGCAAAGAAAGGCAAAGGUUGUUCAGCUUCUGGUUUUGCUUGUGCUACCUUGAGGGGGUAGGUAGGGGACGACGGGAGGGCUGUAAAUGAUUGCUUCCUCUUCUGGAGGAAGUGGCCACUUUUGACCUUUGAUGUUAGUCAGCAUUAGUCAAGACUGUGAUAGGCCUCCAAGAAAGCAUGCCUGGAGGCAGGACGAUGAGGAGACUUGCAGACGGGUUUCUGAUGGGAAGUUGUACUAGAUAAC